AUGGGCCAAUUUAUGGUGUGCCUGGCGCACUUUUGCGAGAUCCAUGGUCCAUCCGUGGUGAUGUGUACACAAUCAACGGCCUUGGACCGAGCCGAGGAGAUAGCGGCGGCACCACCCACUGCAUCGCAGUUAUGCAGCUCGUGCAGGUUGAUCAUACCAAAAUCCGAAGGCGAUUUGGAAGAGCCGAGCAGUAUUCGCACGGUGGAAGCUGGCCGGUGCUAUACCAGUUCCCAAUACCCAUCUUCACAGCCGAAAUACAGUGCUCUACGACAGAUAGUGAUGAAAAGUCUCUCUGUGGAGAUGACAUAUGACUCGUCAGCACCAAUAAUGUUUGGAGAUCAAGCAAUUGGAUAUUCUGUUGUGAUGACGUUCAAAGUGAGAGAUUCUCUGGCCAGAGGAUCUGAGCGCAAGUACGCAUUAAUGGUUAUAGGCGAGCAGGAAGGGGAGGUGAUUCAUUCGUGGGAUCUGAUUGUGGGAAAUAUUCAAGAGAUUAUCGUUUAUGUACGAGAUCGACUGGCGACAGUGGAAAGUGAUCGAAAUGACGAGGUUGGAAACGAGCGUUUUUUUAGAAGGGCCCAGAUGACAAAACCAAAGAGCUUAGUGGAGCUUUUGCACGAUGACCGGUUCUUUGUGCGACUUCACUUAUGGGCAGCUUCAUUAUUAAAGGAUUGUUCUGCUACGGCGUAA
Molecule: messenger RNA, 687 nt
Organism: Kuraishia capsulata CBS 1993
Lineage: Eukaryota; Fungi; Ascomycota; Pichiomycetes; Pichiales; Pichiaceae
Exons: 1
Coding region: 1-687 (228 amino acids)
Biological process (GO): positive regulation of TORC1 signaling; positive regulation of GTPase activity
Cellular component (GO): cytosol
Molecular function (GO): GTPase activator activity
Source: RefSeq, a predicted model, not a curated record